Cokeromyces recurvatus is the source of this 927-nucleotide messenger RNA. RefSeq lists its product as uncharacterized. Gene Ontology annotation, cellular component: Golgi apparatus. The coding region runs from base 1 to 927 and encodes 308 amino acids. Lineage: Eukaryota; Fungi; Mucoromycota; Mucoromycetes; Mucorales; Mucoraceae. The record is from RefSeq and is a predicted model, not a curated record. The transcript has 8 exons.
AUGCCAUAUCGUUCGAGUUCUUCAACAAGUUUCUUUAGUGAAAAUAAUAACGAUGAAUUUGAAAAUGAAUUGAAAAUGGAAAAACGAAAAUCAAACAUCUUUGCUUCUUUUUGGAAAAUACAAAAUUCACAUUAUCUUGUGUUAACGACUAUUAUUGAAGCCAUUGCUGUCAUUAUACUUGAAUCUAUUUUAUUUGCUAAAUUUAAACAAAGUGUUUCACCUAAUAUAGAUAUUUGGGAUGGAUUAACGAAGGGUAUUCCAAUCUAUUUAAUGUUAUUUAUUUUCUCACAAGUAUUUCAAGUUGCACUUGUUUGGGAUGCGGUUUAUAAUAAGAAUACAAUUCAAAUCAUUGCCUUCAUCUUAUUUAAUCUUUGUUGCUUGGGUUACGCUGUGUUUCAAUUUAAACAAAUUGCAGAAGCUUUAAAUCAACAAAUGGCUAAUUCACCUCUCGUUUGGAGCCUACAAAAAAUUAUGAUUGCAAAUCCUAUUAUCAUUUGCUUUUGUCAACUUGUUUAUUUUUAUUUAGGAGCAAGAUUAUAUCUUGAGUUUGGUUGGAGAAUUUACAAGAAAAUCGGGGCUGAUCCAGAUAUAAGAAGCUUCUCUAUCCAAUAUUUAGUUCUUGUACUGCGAAAAGCUGAUUCUGAAUAUCCAUUAACUAUAGUUGCCUUACCUAUAACUUGCAUCAUCUUGGUAUUAGCAGUUUAUGCUGUCAGGCACGAAUCAAAAUAUUUAAUUGUAUUAUUUUUUGUCGGUUUAGCAGCUGGCGUUGGUUAUUUUAUAUUUAAAAUAUAUCGAAUUUACGAUAAAUCACAACAAGCAAAAUAUGUCUAUGUCAAAGGCGUGCUUACUUUUUUUGUUAUGAGGAAAAUAGAUGAUCCUAAUGAUAGUUCAGAAGUAGACGGUGGUCGUACUUUAUCGCUUGACUAA